CGGCACGCAGACUACAACAUCCGGGCGGCCCCGCGCACCCCGCUCCCCGGGAGCCGCGCACCUGUUCCUUCCGGUUCCGGGGCAGCGGGGGCGACCGGAGGAGACGUGUCCUUCCGUGGCCGCCGGUGGAGGGGAGAGCGGCGCGAUGGAGCUCGAGGCCAUGAGCAGAUACACCAGCCCGGUGAACCCGGCUGUGUUCCCGCACCUCACCGUGGUGCUGCUGGCCAUUGGCAUGUUCUUCACUGCCUGGUUCUUCGUCUAUGAAGUGACUUCCACUAAGUACACACGGGACAUCUACAAGGAACUGCUUAUCUCCCUGGUGGCUUCACUUUUCAUGGGCUUUGGAGUUCUCUUCUUGCUGUUGUGGGUCGGUAUCUAUGUGUGACAUUAAGCCAGGGACCUACUCUAGAUUUCAGGUGGAAGGCCUCACAGAAGCUCCAUCUUUUUUCUAUUUUUGUACUUUAAGGAUAUGGCCUAUUGCAGAUGCAGACUCUGUGUCCUGCCAAGUGACAUCACCUCAAGCCUGAAUAAAGCUGGUUCUGUGAUGUAGCAAA
Messenger RNA from Trachemys scripta elegans, 554 nucleotides. RefSeq names its product transmembrane protein 258 (gene TMEM258). Gene Ontology annotation, biological process: protein N-linked glycosylation. NCBI's taxonomy places the organism in Eukaryota, Metazoa, Chordata, Testudines, Emydidae. Gene Ontology annotation, cellular component: membrane-bounded organelle. The record is from RefSeq and is a predicted model, not a curated record. Bases 146 to 385 code for a protein of 79 amino acids. The transcript has 4 exons.